This is a messenger RNA of Anthonomus grandis grandis, 15865 nucleotides long. RefSeq lists its product as uncharacterized. The transcript is spliced from 4 exons. The record is from RefSeq and is a predicted model, not a curated record. Gene Ontology annotation, molecular function: protein binding. Bases 284 to 8668 code for a protein of 2794 amino acids. NCBI's taxonomy places the organism in Eukaryota, Metazoa, Arthropoda, Insecta, Coleoptera, Curculionidae.
CCACAAAUUAUCUAGUAAUUUUUUUUAAAAAAAUAUUUUUUAAUAGAUAAUGUUAUCAGUUUUGGAUGCAUUUAAACAAACACUUUAAUUUACCAUAUUGACUAGUUCGUGUCGUAAUUCGAAAGAAAUCAAAGAAGAAACAGAUCAAAAUUACGGGUUUUUACAAAUCACUCUGUAAGUAUACCCAGUUAGCAAAGGUUCGUCAUAUUUGUGAAAGCUGGCUGAGCGAUUCUGAGAAGACGGGCUCUAAUAUAUCUGUCUACAAUAGAGCUACAUAAAAACAAUGACCGAUUUAUGGUAUUCAAUGUUUAAUAAAAAUCCACUAAGAGAUGCGUCCAUGGAGCUUCAGUUAGAUUUUCCAGACGUCAUAGAACUAAAUAAAUUUCUUUCGUCUGGCAUCCAGAAAAUUUACUUCAUAGAAACCUGCGACUCGCGACUGGAAAUUUUUCGCUUGUUAAACAUAUUUAAACGCUUGGAGAAUAAUGGAUUUAACUCAGAUUACUUGGGACCUAACAAUGCGGCUCUAUUAAACUGGAAGACUUUAAAACGUAUACUCGGCUUCGACAAAACUACGCCCCCUAUAGAGGAAAACACGAAAAAACAGAAUUAUGCAUAUUAUUUGGGACCUGGCAAUGCUUUCUCGUUUAAUUUGGAUACCUUAAAACCAAUUGUAAAACGUUCUGUUCCCACACUAAAACCGUUAACAAUAAUCGAUGCGCAAGACUUUAAAAAACAAGACGAUAACUUUAGGUUUACUUUAAAAAGCCUAUUUAUGGCCCUAUCAAAUGACGAUUCUAAAAAAGCGAUAGUGGUAUGCUUUGAUCAUUUUUGCUUUAAAUGUAUACAUUUUGAGCAAAAGGUGCUAUACCAUUCAGAAUUUUCCGUCAAUAAAUCUGUGGAUGAAAUUGGAUUUAAAGACUUAACUGAAGAUUGUCAACGUUUCUUUUUAGAUCUAAAAACAGUUUAUUUCCUGGAUACACUUCUUUCAUUAGAACAAUUUAUGCUAAUCUUUGGUGGAGAGAUUGGUAAUAUUAUUUCUGCGCAAGUACUUAAAGAUAUUACUUUUGAUUCAACUAUUCCUAAUCAUUUUAUUAAAAUUGGUAAUGCCAAAAAAAAUACUGAGGAAGAAGUAAAUUUUUUUGUUCAAAUCACUUUUUAUAAUAAGUUUUUAAUUUCAAAACAAAUAAAAAGAAUACUAGGCAAUAAUUUGAUUUCAGAUAGAUUUAUAUUCAGUAAUGUGGGAUCUGUUAAUCAAUUGACAAACAUUUUAAAACUGAAAAGGAAAAAUAAAAAGAAAGUUUUGCAGAAUAAACAUAUUUUCACAUUUGAAAACAUUGAGGAAGCUAAAUGCUUUUAUGAUAAAGACAAAUGUGGCAGUUUGCAUGUAAUAAACUAUGAUAAUAUCUUUGAUGAAUUUAAUUGGAUUUCUUCGAAAAACUCUUUAAUAAAUAUACGUAAAUUUAUUGUCAGAAAUCACAAAAAUGCUAUAACAUUGAGCAAUUUAUUAGACUGCAAAGAGCCGAAAAAAUCGGUAAUUUUGUAUGGACCUUCUGGAAGUGGUAAAACUUAUAUUUUAUCAAAAAUUCAAUCGCUACUGCCUACUUCUUGGGUUAUUUACGUUGAUCUAGUCAAACACAAAAGAGACAUUUUAAAAAUUAAAAACGAAGUUGACCAUCAUAGUGUCAUAGAGUUUUUAUCUUCAUGCAUUGAACCACACUUAUUAGCAUGUGGCCUAUUAAAUCAGUAUUUGUUUCAUAAAUCCGAAUUAUCAGUUUACAUUUUAUUUGAUUCAUUUGAUCAAGUUGCAAGGCAGUUUCAGCUUGAUAAACGCAGUUACAAUAUUUUGCUUAAUUUAUUUUCUUUUUUAAAAAAUCAGUCUCAAGCACAUAUUUGGAUAGCUUCCUCUUUAGACCAAUAUACUCAAAACUUAGAAAAUAUUUUAUGUGAAUUUAGAACGAUAUUUGCCACAUACCAAUUAAAUGAUUCUAUAAAAGAAGUAUAUCUAAAAAACAAAAAAGCAAUUCACCGGUGCUCCCCAUUUACGGGUUUACCAUUAGCCCUUAACAUGCUUUCACAUGACUGUAUUGAAAUAUCUGAAUAUAUUAAGAGGAAAUUUGACAUUUAUAUGGGGACUUAUUUUCUAGACAGUAAUUUUAAACAAGAUAUUGUGAAGUACUUGUAUGCAAUUCAUGGGCUAGCAGCAGCGAAAAUUGUGUAUCCAAAACUGACUCUUUUACUUGGGUCAAAUAAAGACAACUUUCGCAUAAACAUUUCUACUGUGGGAUUUGUAUCAGAUACAAGUAACUUAUACAACGAGAACAACUAUCGCUUCGAAAAUUUAAUUUUUGCCGAUUUUUUUAUAGCGAUCGAUAUAUUUUAUAAAUGGAUGACUAAUCCCGAAACAUGUUCUCUGGAACCAUUUCUAGUCUUCGAUAUUUUGUUGAAACCAGAGUAUAAAAACAUAAGAUUUUUUCUAAACAGUUAUAUUAAUCACAAUCCACUGCCCCCUGCUCCUGAAGUAGUUUCCCAACGACUAGCUCAAAUGUGGAAUGAAUCCAAAAGAAAUUUUUUUAAUGACUUUGGUAAAUGUGCUUUCCACAUAUUGAUUGAGGAACAUCUUGAACUUUUGGCAAAAUGGUUUUUCGACGGGGAUUUUUUUAAUUUUUUUUUCCCCAUAAUUAUAUCUACUAACAAGCUAUAUGAAAAGCUUCAAAACUACAAUCAGACACCAAAUUACAACAUCAAACCUUUUAAUGACAUUAUGCUUUUUAAUUCUAUUAGAAACAAUCAAAUUUAUGAAGUUAAACUUUUAAAUGAUAGUGGGAAUAUCCCAAAUCCAUUUGCUCUUCAUUUAGCGGCAUCAUUGGGUUUUGACGAAAUAACAGAAUUUUUGACAAACUGUAAUAUUCCUGUAGAUAUAUUGGAUAAUAAAGGACAAACUCCUUUAUAUUACGCAUUUAGAAAUAACCAUAUGAAUAUAAUAAAUUUGCUAAUCGCUAAGGGAGCAGUUCUAACAUCUGUCGAUAAACUGAUUAAAAAAUUAAUUUGUCACUGCGCCCAGCAUAAUUAUAUAGAACAAGCAAAAAUCCUGAUAAACAACUCAUUAGAAAGCAUUAAUAGUACUGAUAAGCGCAGUAUGUCCCCUUUGAUAUACGCAGCAAAGUCCAAGAACUUAGAUAUGGCUAUUUUAUUACUAAAUAAAGGUGCAGAUAUUAAUCAUAUAGAUGAUUAUGGUAUAAGUGCCCUAUGCUGGGCAGUUUUGGUAGGCGACGUUCAAAUGGUUGAUCUCCUUAUGGGUGCCGGAGCAGAUUAUAAUAUAAAACUGAAUGAUGGAUCAAACCUCUUACACAUAGCAGUAAAAAAUAAUUCGCUCAAUAUGGUAAAAUAUCUAUGCUUCUGCAGCAUUGACUUCAAUAUGCCAAAUUUUCAAGGAAUUACACCACUUGAAUACGCAACACGUUUUGAGCUUUGGGAUAUUGUAAAACAUUUAGUCUUAGAAGGAGCUUUAACAAUAGGCGGUUUUAACCCCAUAACGGCUAUAGUAGAUAAAACCCAAUGGCAGCUAGUAUCAUUUUUAAUAUCUAAGGGAUGUUCUUUGUCAAAAGAGUCUAAACAAAAACAAUUAGAAGUUUUCAAACAACUAAAUUGUUCUACACCUAUACAAUUAAUAAAGCUGGGAAAUACUGAACUACUGGAGUUGUUCUUAGAGAAAAACAAUAAUAAAACUUUAGCAGAGAUAGACCAGUCUUUAUCAGAACCUUAUGAGGAAUUACGACUAGUAGGCGUUGAGCUAUCAGAGAACAUGAAAUCAUUUAUAGAAGAAAAAUUGGUGGAAAUACGUAGUAGCAUAGGGCAAAUAUUUAGGCUUUCUAGUGAAGGAACUAAAAACCGAAAACACUUAGUAUUAGAGCAAAUAGAUAUUUUAUUAGAACAAUAUUCUAGUGCAAAUGUUGACAAUGAAUUUAUUGCUAGAGCAAUGUUUGUAGCUCAAAAUAUUGAAAUACUAAAGCGAGGAAGAAGAAAAAGGAUUAAGGAAGAAAAGGAAAAUUCAAACAUUCCCUGGGAGCAAACUGAGUUUUGCAUCAUUAUAUUUAUAAACUUUUUUUUAAAUACACGGGAUGAAGAUUUUGAAUUUAGAUUGGUUUUAGAUCAAGACAGGCUACUUAUGCACUUACAAUGUUUUUCUAAAACGUUACAAUCAACAGAUAUAGAGCUAAUACAAGAUGACGAUUUAAUGCGCUUGGAAACUGAUUACCGCAUUUUAAAAGAUAUUUAUUCUCUACAAAGGAUAUCAAAAUACAUUAAGUUGGCAAUAUCACUUGAUACAAAUGAAGAGAUUAAUAUAUUUGCUCUAAUGAGAACUCUCCAAGUGGUAGGAGAAUAUUUGAAAAAUACGAAGGAUUCGUUAAAUCUGUCACACGAAAUUAUUGAUUAUUUGUUACGUUUUGCACCUAUUAAUAUUCAAAAUAUUCUCACAACCUUAAGAGAUGCUAUGCUGCAUCCUACUAGGUCCAAAAGAGAUAUUGAAGAUUGUUUAAGAAAUAAUAAAAAUUAUUUUGACUCUAUACUUAAUGAACUAAGAAAAGUUAGAUUACAAACUGACUUUUUACUUUACAAAAAGAAGAGUGAAUCUCUAAAAGUGUUUCAUCAAAAAUGCGCAGCAGCUAAAGAUCUAGAAGUUGUAAAACGGUACCUUCCCCAUAAUGCAGAAUCUGAAAUUACGAAAGAAGACUACGAAAUAAGAGAUCUAAUGGAUAUUAAAGUAUUGAUUAAUACUUUGAAGCAGGCUCUGCCAGAGCGUGAUAUUAACGGGCUUUUAACGGAACUUUCUAAAGAAAUUAAAAAAAAUGAAGAAACUGUCUACAAAAAGCUUAAUAAAACUAAAGAAAAGUAUCUUGAUUAUAGACAAUUCUACAAUAAUACUGAAUCUCUUCCGAUUUCUUAUAUGGAGGAACAACUAAGAUUACUAAAUAUUCGAACUUGCAAUGAACAGCGUGAAGGGAUAUAUAAUAAAGCAUGUAAUAUAGUCAUAGAUCUUCAGAAAAAGCUGCAAGCUAACUCAGAUGGGUGUAAAGACAAUGCUAUUAAAAUAUGUUCUCAAUUAAUACAUAUGAUGAAAUGGGGCUUUCACAAAGCAAAUACGAUACAAGACAUACAUGAUAAUUUAUCUAAUAAUGACGAAUUGAUAGACAGUAGUUUAGAAUACGUUUUUAAACAAAUUAUUAUAUUUUUGGAUGAGGAUCAAGAUAAAGAAACUGUAAUAAGGCAUCUUGCACAAAAUAAAGUGUUGCAUGAAAAUUUAUGCGAUUUAAAGAAAUGCCAUGAAGGUGUUUUGAACAUAAUUAGAAAAUUGAGUAUAACAAAAGAAGAGACGAUUAAUCUGGAACGAAAUAUAAUUAAUCGAAUACAGUUUAACAAAUUUUUAGAUAAAAUUAGAUCGACUACAGAUUUAAGCACCUUAGAAACAGAAUAUGCAAACUUCUUAAAAAUAUAUGAAAACUUAUGUAUAACAAAAACAGAAAGAAAAUUUUUUAAAACUUCUUUUAGCGAAGGUGUCGGUAACUUAGAUAAAUACGCGAAGCUGAUCAAGAAUUUUAAAAAUGAUAAAUUUUAUGACAAUUUAUUCGAGUUCUGUUCUAUUCUUAAUAAUGAACUUAUUAACUUGGCAGUCAGGAACUAUAUACAAAAAACAAAAGACAGUUUUAUAAAUGAAUGUUUGUAUAAACUUGACCUUCUUUCAAAUAUUGUUAUGAGAAACAAGAAAGAGAUACUAAGCAGCUCCGUUUACCAAGCAGCUAUAGAAUCUCUUUUGCUAGAUGUUAUGACGGGGUUGAAAACGUCGCAGAGCAUAAUUGAAUAUGAUUUAUCUUACGAUGAAAACGUACCACUUUUAGUUGGCAACUCGUUAAGAAAUUACUUAGCUCAUGGAACACCUCUUAUUGAUAUAAUGCCAUAUGACCCGAUAAAUGCUAUUCUAUCUACAAUAAGAGUCAUUCAGAACAAUAUGUUUAAAAAAGCUCCUGAUGCAAAAAUGUAUAAUAAUGAUUGUUUGAUAUCACAUUUUAAAAAACUUUUAGCUUUUACUAAACUAUCAGAACAUGGAGAAACAUUAAAUAGCAGUAAACCUUUAUAUUUCGAAUACUUUGAGUCUGCCGCAUUAAAUGACCUCAAUAACAUAAAACAUAUUAGUAAUACUAUAAUGGGUACUUCAUUUAACUACAGUAUUUUAAUAUGGCCAGCAUUAAUAGUGGCGGUUAAAAAUGGUCAUCUUAAUAUCGUUGAAACAUUAUUUCAAAGUAUUAAAAACAUAAAAAUUUCAAACAAUAUUAGCUACGAAUCAUUUCAAAAGGCUGCGAGCUACUUACAAGGUUAUUCCGUUAAUUUAAACCGGUCACUGUGGGACGAGAAUAAAAAGGAAAUUUUACCGCGCUGUAGAGAAUUUUACCUAAAUGUAGCUUUAAGAGAAGCAGUUAAGAGCGGGAACUGUGAAAUCGUAGAACUGCUAUUACAGGACUGCAACAGUAUAAAUUUUGUUGACGGUAAUAACAUAACUCUUCUUCACCUUGCUGCCAAAAAAGGUAACGAUAAAAUCGUUAAAGCUUUACUUAAACGCAAAAUCCAUAUUGAUGCUUUAACAAAAUCAUUAAUAACCCCUCUACAUAUGGCAGCUAUUGAAGGGCAUAGUAUAAUAGUAGAAAUAUUAUUAAAUAAUGGCGCUAAUGUCAAUGCACAAAAUAUAGAGGGAAUGAGUGCUCUUCACUAUGCGGCUGAUAGUGGAUACGAUCAAGUAACCGAAACUCUUCUCAAGCAUAAUGCCCUCAUAGAUUUAGAAUCUAAAAUUGGCACAUCAUUACAUUUAUCAGUUAAAAAUAAACAUGUAAAUACUGCAAAGAUAUUAUUAGAACAUGGUGCAGAUGUAAACAAAGCUGAUUCAAAAGGUAGCACUAGUUUAGAAAUAGCAGCGGCAAAUGGUUGCCUCAAACUUGUUAAGCUUCUCUUAACUUUUAAAGCGACAAUUCAAACGGGAGAGGAUAAUUUUACACCACUCCUAGCAGCAAGUUUUAACAGCCGACAUGAAAUUGUUAAGCUAAUUUUAGAUGAAAGACCAGAUCUCAAUGUAAAUCAUUACUUCAGGGGUACGGUUAAUGCAUUACAGCUUGCUGUCAUGGUCGGUAAUAUCCAAACAAUACAAAUUUUAUUGGACCACGGGGCCAAUAUAAGUUUGGCUAAUAAACAGGGCAUAACAGCACUAGAUAUAGCUUGUUUACAGAACCAAACAAAGAUUGUUAAACACUUUCUAAACAGUAUUGCAGACCUAAAUGAAUUCUCCUGUUUAGUAGCAAAGUGCUUAUAUUUAGCAGCUUCUCAUGGUCAUCACGAAAUCGUUGAAGAAUUAUUAAAGAGAAAAGCUGAAGUAAUAAAUUAUAAAGAACCUGAAGUGGUACUUACUUCUCUUCAUAUUGCUGCCUUAAAUGGCCAUCUAGAGACGGUGAAUAUAUUACUGAAGUAUAAUGCAAACAUUGAUGAAAAAUCUAAUGAUGAAUCUAGGGCUAUCCAUUUUGCUGCUUCAACAGGUAAUAGUGACAUUGUAAAGACCUUAAUAGAACAUGGGGCUGAAGUAAACGUUCAAACAGAAAUACUUUUUACUCCAUUGCAUUUAGCUGCACAAAAUGAUCACAUAGAAGUAGCAACCAUUUUAUUAUACCAUCAAGCUGACGUAAAUGCUGUAGCAAAUGAUAACAGGACAACUCCUCUUGGCAUUGCAGUACAACAAGGGCAUGCGAAAAUGGCAAAAAUUCUAAUUGAGAAGGGAGCAAAUACAAGGUUUCCUGGAAACUCAACUCCUGCCAUUCACCAAGCCAUUAUUCAUCAUCGCGAAGAAGUUAUAAAAAUGUUGCUGAAUUUAGACUCCACUUAUGCUGAAAUAACUAGCAUAAGAGAUGGAAACACACCUCUUUACAUAGCUUCAGGUUGUGGUUACCUAGAAGCAGUUGAUAUUUUAUUAAAAUACAAUGUUAAUGUUAAUGCCGCAAUGAAUAAUGGCACAACAGCCCUUCACUUUGCUUCUCAAGAAGGGCAUGAAAAAAUCGUUGCAAAAUUGCUUGAACACAAAGCUGACGUUAGAGCACGCUCUAAGCUAAAGUACACGCCUCUUCACAUGGCUGCUGAUAAUGGCCGAAAAAGGGUGGUAAUAAUGUUGUUAGAAAAUAAUGCUAAUAUCGAAGAUACAUGUUUUAGAGGAGCUACUGCUCUGCAUUGUAGUGCUGAGGAAGGCCGUACAGAAGUAGUAAAAAUCCUUUUAGAUACAAAUGCUAAAGUCAACGUUGCUAUGAAUAAUGGCAGUACCCCUCUACAUUUAGCAUCAGUUAAUGGCCAUAUAGAUGUUGUUAAAAUAUUAUUAGAUUAUAAAGCUGAUGUCAAUAUGGCGAAAGAGGACCAGUCAACUGCGAUUCAUUUAGCCACUGAAAAUAAUAGAUUAGAUAUUGUCAAAACGUUACUUGAAAGAGGGGCAAGAGUGAAUGAUUUCAGGAAAACUACUGAAGCAGUGUGUGAGACACCACUUGAUAUAGCCGAAAAAAAGAAUCUUAAAAGUAUUGCAGCAGUUUUGAAAGAAAAGGGGGCACGACGUUAUCAACAGCUACAGUUUACACAUUUACACCAUAAAUAAAUUUUCUUUGUAAGAAAUUAUCAAAGUGUAAGUUAUUUCACUAUUUCAGUGUAAUAUAAAAUUCAUCAGACUCUACUUGGUUUGAGAGAGCAUUCGGUUAUCCCAGACAUAAUAAAAAUUAAGCUCUGCGGGGACUCUUUCUUCGGUAAGGUUUAGUAAGAUUUAUUUAGGUACAUAUAACAGUUUCAUACAAUAUAAAAAUAAGGUACAUAUACCUCUUUAACUAAGCAGCUUACAUGUGAUGUUGCUCAGGAACUAGAAUACGUCAGACUUUCCAAUGAACUUCGGAUCCAACGGACAAUACAUAAUGUGGAUAGCUACUAUUAAUUUGUAGAUGUUUUGAUUUAAUUGAAGUUGUUUUAUAUUUUCUAUCAAUUUUUUAGGAAUUACCCCUACUUUUCAUACACGAUCGAAGCAGUGUGCACUUCUUUAAAGUCCCAAUAUUGAAUUAGGUUUUUAUUGUAUUUCGUUCAUAAGGUAUUAUUGUUCGGAAUAGCAACAUCAAUGAGAUUUGUUUUUCUAGGAACUUUAUCUAUUUAAUUAAGUAAGGACUAUUAUUACUCACUCUCUGAUCUGUACGUCCAGUUUCAGUAUAAUUUGUAGUAGUCAUUUUCAAGUAUCGGCUGCGGGGUACACUUGUAUUAUGACACCUUAUCUAUUGGAAAACGUUUAGUUUUCUGGCUAGUUCUAGAUGUAGUACUCUCUCUAAUAGAUCGUGUUUCUCUUUAUAUUCUGCUGACGUAAAUGUCCGAUAACGUCCUGUAAUAUCCUGUAUAAGUAUAGUACACUCGAAGAUAUAUCGUUGACCUUUUGACCGCCAUAAAACCCUAAUUACCUGUGGGGGUCAUAAAAAGACCCAAAAUUAUCAUAUUUGUGGUCAGAGCUGGAUUGGAAAUUUAAUAUUUACCUGCAUUGCAAAAUAGUAAGUAGGUACGAAUAAUGGAAAAAAUUUAAAUAUGUGUAUAUAUUUGUCCUGAGUUUAGUCCAAACUCAAACUUGUGAUCUUAGAUCUGUAAGUAUUAUAUCUACCGUUACCUUUGCCUUUACCUUUACCUACCUACCUAGAGUCUAGUAAAAAUAAGAAGAAAUCGAGUGACAAUUUCAGUUCUAAUUAAGUUCUUUACUAGUUAUUUUAAAUGGCUAUUGUUGUAAGCAAGUGAUUAAACAAGUUUUUUUGUGGAAUUAUAGCGCAAACAUGUGGCGACCAUGGGCUAUACUUACAUCUGGCAUACUCUUGAUCACCUACAACAAAUUUCAUAUAGUUUCCGAUAGUUCUGUACACAUUGUUAAAAUUACUUCUUGAAUGGCCACUAAAACUCCUCAGUUUCUUGAAAAAGCUGCCCCAAGAUUAACUCAUUGAUCAACGCUGCCGAGUCGACGUACUGCUGCCGAAUCUCAUUGAUGAGCUUUCCAUGUAGUGGUUUUCAAUCCAACUUUCUAUCUUAUCUUGCUCGGUACUGUGAUGGCUUUGUACCUGAAGCUCCCGAAGUUUAGGUGCUGUUGAGCGGUUCGAUUUACGUGUACCGCUCGGUGUAUUUCGAAUGUUUCAGCCUUUUUAUAAAAGAAUGAUCGCAAGCUAGAAAAUUUCUGAUCUAAUGUUCGCUUAAUGGCGUUUUGCGUGUGAUGUUUUUUACGCCUUUUUGAAUAGUAUUCUGGCUUUCUUUUUAAAUUAUUGAUAUCCGUCUUAGUCCAUCCUACAACACCAAAAGAAUAUAUUCAUGUAGUAAUGUCAUACGUAUUUAUGAACUUUAACAAGUCUGUGCUACUAAGAUGCAUUUUUAGAAAACGUCUCGAUCUUUGAAUGAACUUGUUUGGGCUUGUUUUUUUAGUAAAUAUUUAUAGGUUUCCUAUGUGUUCAUUGGUGGGGUGAUCUGCGCAUUCUCCAUCGGAAAAUUACCUAGCUGCAACUUACCCUCAAAAUAUUAACGCUGUGGCAUUUAUCCAAUAGAAAGGUCAUUUCUAUGUCGACAGAAAACUCUUACUCUACUUUUAAUAUUUUAUCUAAUUAGCUUCAAAUAGCCCAUAAGGUCAACAACAUAGUCCGAUCGUCUGAUAAAUAUUUGCUGUUUUUAUUUUUUACAGAAUAACAACAAUAAUAUCGGCAGGCCUCAUUUUGCGGUGUGACUUCACGCUACAGCACUGUUGAAUUUUAAGGCGCUAUUAUCUUUUUUUUUAGCUUAUUAUGACAAUUUUACUUCUUCCGAAAGAGUUCAAAUUAUUAAAUGGUUUUAAGUCAGUACCAGAUUCCUUGCGAAAAACAAUUUUGAAUGCGGUUUCGAAUUUUAAGACGUCAUUAUGUCUUUAAGAGUAUCGUAAAUGUCACAUUAAAGUGCAAGAACCUUCUAUCGAGAAGUUUCAGGAGCAAGAACGAAAAAAUGGUUUAUCUUGCCCUAGAAGUGGAUUCAACAUUUGAAAGUGUUGGAGAGGAACAGAGUAUGAACUGUGAAACUGCAAGCAGUAUUUGGAAAAAACAUGAGUACAAUUUUGUCAAAUAUUCCAAAACUCAAGAGAUAUUUCCCGAAAAGUAAUGGCGAAGAAUGCAAUUUUGUAAAACCAUGAUUGAAAAGGCAAAUGAAAAUUUUUUUUUUGUAAUGAAAUAUUUUAUUUUCAGAUGAUUCUUCUUUUACAUUACCUGACGGGUUGAUUUCAUUAAACAAAAUCCUUCCGUUGUUCGAUAUUUGGUAUCCGGAAAAUGAGCCCAAAAGUUUUAAAUUUCGUACUCAGUAUCCUCAAAAAUUGAAUGUUUGCGCUGAUAUUUUGGGCGAUUAUAUGAUAGGGCCAUUUUUAUUAUUGGUACAAUAAACGCCCAAAAAUACAUUGAGUGGCUGCAAAACCAAGUUCAUUCCGCCAUUCAAAUCCUCCCUGAUUUAGAUCUGGGAUUAAUAGGAUAUUACUUAGUUAAUUUGGAUAUUUGUAUACUCCUAUUUGGGUUGUUUAUAUAUUCUCCAAAAAUAUACCCUUAAUGGACAUGUAAAAGUUUUAUCGAUGUUGUGUUUCAUAAUUUAUAACGAAAGGCCUUAACAUAUUUCUGGAGUCCUGAAGAAGCUCUAAUAUAGGCCGAAACAUUGACAUAAAGAAAAAUUUUAAAAGCUUGGAGUUUUAUUUGGCCCCAUAUCCAACUAAACCUAAAAAAAUAAAAAUAAUUAACUGGGUCGUUAAAAUACCAUAUUAAAUCAACCAGCUACUUCUUUCCUAUUAUUUUUAAUUAGAAAUUAGAUAUGAAUUUGAAUGUAGUCGGCCUGAGCUUAGAUUAGAUAGGCAAGUCUAUAUAGACAAAACAACCAUGAUGAUGUUCUUUAUGGAUAAAUAAAUCGGAGGAUAAAUGAAACCAAUUUUUUUAAUUUGUCAAAGUUUCUGUAAUUAUAUAACCAUCUUCUUCAGGAGUUCUACAUGAGAGAAAAGGAAAAGAAGAAAAAUACACUUAUUGUGAUAAUAAAAUGAUUACAAAAGGCCAUUAUUCAAGUACUAUUACAAUAUUCAACCUACAAAUAAAAGGUAAAAACAGAAGCAUUUACACCAAUUACAACCAGGUCUACACGCCAAAAUCUUAAUUGUAAUAAUCGUUAAAGUACAAUUGAUAGAUCUAUUUAGACUUUAAAAUAAAUAUGAACAGAAUGUAGCGGACCCAUAAUAAGAGAUAGUGGGAGAAAUAUUCGUUUUGCGUUAGAAUUCGAAAAAGACAACGGAAAUAAAGAGCUACCUAAAUAAGCAAACUUAUAUUAUGCUCUAUUUGGCUUUGUUUGCAGUAUAUUAAAACAUGUUUUAAUAUCAGAUCUUUCAAUAACACUUUUAUACAUGUUUUAUCUCCACCAUUUCUUUAAAAAGCCAUUUUCUUAAAUUAUUCUGGGAAGGUACCUAAAAUCUUAGCCGGUACCUACUCCUAAUAAUCAGCUUUUCAAAAUUGCAUUCAAAUGUGAAAAUACAGCAAAACAACUAUACAGUAUACAAGAAGCGUCAACAUUUAAAAAAUUUCAAAUUGGUGUUACAAAAUCCCAUGCUCUGACUGUCAAGUAAUGGGACAUAGAACAACAGUAGAUUCCUUACGUCAAAAUAAUGUGAUUAUAAUAAAAAUAAUUUUAAAUUAAAUUUUAAAAGAAAAUAACUUUAAUAGUAACUAAAAUACAGGGUGUCAAAGUAUUAUUUUAUUUAUCGUUUUUUUCUCAUAGGUUCUGAACCAAUUGAUAUACUGACAUGAAAUUUAAGACAUACGAGUAUUUUAAAAAGAAAAAUAAAAAUUCGUAUACAAAUUUCAUAUUUUUGGUAGAGGGCGCUCGUUGCGUUAGUUUUUACUUUUUUAGAACCCCUAACUUUUUUUCAGUCCCGUAUAUCGGUUUAAAAAGUAUCAAAAUAAAUUCCUUUUUAAAUUUACAUAGAAAAUGUAUACUUUAUUAAAGUCGCUAGGAGCAAGCAUUUUCGACAUAAUCGCCAUUUUUCAAAAAAAAAAUUUUAAAUAUAUUUACUACUUUAUUUAAAUCGCAUCUUUGGCAGUUUGCAUUGGAGACAAGUGUUUGUAUUAUUAUUAUUUUGUAUUAUUUAUGUCAAACUUUUUGAAUUUUAUAUAAAACAUUUAAAACAAGUAAAAAAGUUUUUUUUUUAAGUUUAAUCAUUUUAAGUAAUGCGUAGGCAUAAUUUGUUUACCAAUUUAAAGAUGUGUGAUAUGCUUUGUGUUUACGCGCAAAUAAAUUUUAAUGGACUGCAUGCAAGACGCAGGUAUCAGGAAAUAUUUCCAGAUAGACAACAACCAAACCAGAAAUUAUUCCAAAGCAUUUAUAGCCGACUAGGAGAAAUUGGAUCAUUUCGGCCAAAAAUGCGUGUUUUGGGCCGCCCAAAAAAUAUUUCUCAAGAACAGGAAGAAGAAAAAUUUUUUUUAGUCCGCGUAGCAGAAAAUCCCGGGUUAAGUACUAGGCGAAUAGCGGCAGCUACGAGUGUAAGCAAAUCAUGUGUUGAUAAAGUACUUCAGAAAGAAGGCUUCUAUCCAUACCGCUUUACACGAGUUCAGUGUUUGAUCCCACCAGAUUUGCCAGCCAGAAUGCAGUUUUGUCGUCAGUUUAAAAAUAUGCAAAACGCAAAUCCAAUGCUUAUUAGCACAGUGUUAUUUACAGACGAGGCUACAUUUAGACGCGGCGUAUUUAACUUUAGAAAUGCUUAUAUGUGGGAUACUGAAAACCCCCAUUCAGUGGCCAGUCGUCAUUUCUAGCAUGAAUUUUUAAAGUUAACAUUUGGUGUGAUAUUAUUGGAAACCAUAUAAUAGACCCCAAUGAACUACCACCUAACUUGAACGGGGUACUUAAAUUUCCUACGAAAUGAACUUGGAGUUCUUUUAGAAGAUAUACCAUUAAAUGUUAGGCAGAACAUGUAUUUUAUGCCUGAUGUGGCGCCAGCGCAUUUCUCUCGACAGGUACGCAAUUACCUUGACGGACAAUAUCCCAAACGUUGGAUUGGCCGUGGAGGACCUUUGCUUUGGCCUGCGCCACCGAACAUAAACUAGAUAUCUUGUUCUUUAUACUGUGCCUGCGCCAAGAGUCCAGACUUAAACCCGAUGGACUUCUAAAUGAACUAUAAAUAAUCUAAAUGAACUAAAUGUAAAAAUUGUAAAUUCUGUAAAUAUGUUAAAAAAUAAUGAGGAUCUUCUUUUUAAAAUACGGUAGUCAUUUGUUAAACGUAUUUCAAAAUGCAUUGAAGUUAAUGGAGGGCAUUUUGAAUAGUUGUUAUAGUACGUUAUUUGUAUGUUUCUUUGUUUAUUAUUGUUUUUGGUAAAUUUGUUUGAAAAUAAAAUAUAAAAAAAAUAAAUAAAUAUCAUUUACAUUGGUUAUGCUAUAGGAAUUAACAAAAAAAGUCGUAAUAUUUUUUUUAUUUAGUAACUAUUCUAAUUUUACAUAAAUAUCAAUAAUCUUAAGUAUUAAUUUUAUUUAGGAUUGCAUUGCUAAAAAUCUAGUAAAUUUAAGUCAUUCACAUAUGAAAACCUAAAAGUGCGAUUAUUUCGUAAAUGGUUUCUCCUAGCGACUUUAAUAAGGUAUACAUUUUUUAUGUAAUAUUAAAAAAGGAAAUUAUUUUGUUACUUUUCAAACCAAUAUACGGAGCUGCAAAAAAGUUAGGGGAUUUAAAAAAGUAAAAGCUAACGCAACGAGCGCCCUCUACGGAAAACACGACAACUGUAUACAUCAUUUAAUUUUUCUUUUUAAAAGACUCGUAUGUUCUAAAUUUCAUGUCAGUAUGUCAUUUGGUUCAGGACCUAUGAGAAAAAAGCGAUAAAUCAAAUAAUACGUUGACACCCUGUAUUUCAGUUACUAUUAAAGUUAGGAUGAGGCAAGUUGACCUCAAUCACAUUAUUUUGACGUAAGGAAUCUACUGUUGUUCUAUGUCCCAUUACUUUCGGGAGACCCUGUAUAGGUCAAACAGGUCGUUGUUUAAAAACUUGGAUAACGGAACACAAAAGAAUCUUUAGACCUGAAAUAUUAUUGCGGUCAAAAAACAAAGAGCUUUGGCAGAACAUGCUGACUCAGAACUACACCAAUUUAAUUUUGAGAAGGUUCAAAUGAUAUCCAAAAUCAUUAUAAGAAAAGAUUAAUUUCAGAAAUGACAAACAUCAAAAAACAUAAAAACAACGUAAACAAAAAACAAUAUACCGACAACUUAAGCACAUCUUACACAAAUCUUAUUAAUCUAAUAAGACCCAAAAAUUUAACUUAAACACUCUUUAAAUAUCCCCUGUAUAACCAUUUAACAAUAUUUAAUAACAUACAUAAAUAUAUUACUUAACUUAAAAUAUUUAUAACGAUAAUUUAGAAAAUGAAAAAAAUAGCUUAUGUUUUGUUUAUAUUAUUUAAACACCUCAACAAUUCAAAACCACAGGUAUAUACAGUAUAUUAUUCAUUUAAUCAUGUUGCUUGCACACCAGUACUUCGAUAUAUACCCUCAAAAACUAGAAUCUAAAUGGAAUCAUCAAAAGAUACACCAAUGUUCUACUUUAUAAUGUCAAACGAAAAUUGCAUUUGCAUUCUGUUGUAAGUAGUUUUAAAUAUUUCCUUUCAAUCUUAAUUUUAAUUGUAACUUUCAACUUUUAAUUCUAAGUUUUAACUAUGUAUGUAAAAUUGUAAAUAAUUGAGGUAGUUAUUAAAUAUCAGAAUAGUUUUUUUUUUUUAAUUUAGUUUAUUAUUGUUUUUGACCACUAUUUUAAAUAAAGGAAAAAAAAUUGUA